CUUCUUUUCUACCCAUCUUGCUGGCGAAGAAGUUGCCUACCUUCAAGUUGAGGCAAAUUCAUUUUUUCAAUCAUGACCAAGAAGAGACGUAAUAGCGGACGAUCAAAGCAUGGACGCGGACAUACCAGGUUUGUUCGCUGCACAAAUUGUUCUCGUUGUGUACCUAAAGACAAAGCUAUUAAGAAGUUUGUUAUAAGAAACAUGGUCGAUGCGGCGGCUAUCCGUGAUAUCUCGGAAGCGAGCGUGUACGAUUCGUAUGCUUUGCCCAAGAUGUAUGCUAAGUUGUACUACUGUGUCAGCUGUGCCAUUCACUCGAAAAUUGUCAGAAAUCGAUCUAAAGAAGAUAGAAGAGAUCGUGUCCCUCCACCACGAUUCCGUCCAAAGGAGGACCGAUCUAGUGGACAAAACAAAGCCAACUCUUAAAUUCUCUUCAUCAUGUAUUAAAGUCAAAUAAAAAGAUUUUAGUCUUUUAAUG
Trichoplax adhaerens is the source of this 475-nucleotide messenger RNA. RefSeq lists its product as hypothetical. Gene Ontology annotation, cellular component: ribosome; cytosolic small ribosomal subunit. Gene Ontology annotation, biological process: translation. Gene Ontology annotation, molecular function: structural constituent of ribosome; mRNA binding. The transcript has 4 exons. Lineage: Eukaryota; Metazoa; Placozoa; Uniplacotomia; Trichoplacea; Trichoplacidae. The coding region runs from base 73 to 423 and encodes 116 amino acids. The record is from RefSeq and is a predicted model, not a curated record.